AUGAUAUUCUCCACUUCUUCCUUGGUCCUUAUUUUGGCAAGUCUCUUUACCAGCGGGUGGCUCCGACGUGUGGAGAGCGGCAGCUCCUUUUGGGAGGCAAAUUGUCAGACUGUCUCCCCCUCGCGUCUCCACUUAGCAGACCAACACCAAUACAUGUCGCCAUCACUUGGUCCAUUUUUUCGCUGUGAAACCCCCUGUCCAGGCCAUACCCCUACUCGGUCAUUACCUUGGCUUAUGCACUACCAGGCACGCAUUUACUGUCGCCUUUCCCUGUGGGGAGGUGGCCAGAACCCCGCUUCCUCUAAUGCUGCCCUAUGGAUUGGCACUUUCCUUAUGCUUGGGGGCUUGGUCACUUUGUUGUUCGCACAUACUCUGAUGUGUACCUCUGUUUGCAAGCGGGAAUUGUGCGGUCGAAGCAUAUUUCAGUUGACAGGCUUGUCACAAUGUGCCGCCGAUCUUCUCCUGCUCAGUGGUCUCUUUGUGUGGCCAGCUGGCUGGGGUUCCAUUCCCGUUCAAGAGGUGUGCGGAGCUUCUACGGCAGCCUAUCAAAAGGGCAACUGUGAAUGGAGUAAGUCCUGCCACUUACAUUCAACACUGACGAAUGGCCGUUUAUUUUUCCAUUUGCUAUGGUACCAUGACAACUUAAUUAAUGUCACAUAUUAA
This is a messenger RNA of Mesocestoides corti, 663 nucleotides long. NCBI's taxonomy places the organism in Eukaryota, Metazoa, Platyhelminthes, Cestoda, Cyclophyllidea, Mesocestoididae. The record is from the annotation of a GenBank genome assembly.